AUGCACAACAGUAGAGCUAGUCUGUUUGGUCUCCUGGAAACAAAGAUUAAGAGAAAUAAAGCUCAUAGAGCUUCUCUUAAUCUUUGUGAGGGGUGGUCUUUUACAACAAAUCUAGCCCAGCAUCCAAAGGGAAGGAUUUGGUUACUGUGGAAACCAAGCAUCUUUGAGGUAGACAUACAAAAAACUACUGAUCAGUUAAUUCAUAGUACAAUCAUACAUAGAGGAACAAGUGAGAAGCUGAAUAUCACCAUGAUAUAUGCAUACAAUGAUAUAGUUCUAAGGAGAAAUCUAUGGAAGGAUAUAGAAGAAAUCUACAAAUGCAAUAAGGGCCCAUGGGCAGUGAUGGGGGACUUCAAUAAUGUGCUAAACACUGAUGAAAGAAUAGGCAGCAAAGUAAUAGUGGCAGAAAUAAAGGAGUUUAGACAGUGUGUUGAUACAUGCUGCCUUCAAGAACUCAAAUCUACUGGAGCAUUCUACACUUGGAGCAAUAAACAAAGUGGUGAAGAUAGAGUAAUGAGUAGAAUAGAUAGAGUGCUGGAAGCAGGGGGAACAUGCAUUUCAAAUACUUCAACAUGUGGAGUAUGGAUCCAGAUUUCAAAGAAAAAAGUGGCUGCAAGCUGGAGCAAGGAAAUUAAGGGAACAAAAAUGUACCAAAUAGUGGGGAAGCUGAACAGAUUAAAGGGAACAUUAAAGCAAUUGAACAGAACUAAAUUCAGUAACAUAGAAGGGAAAGCAGAACAAGCUAAGAAGGAGUUAGAGGAAUGCCAGCAACACAUACAAAAGAAUCCUAGAAAUCAAGGUCUUAUUGAAAGAGAGCAGCAACUGGCCAGCAACUACAGGAGACUUAAGGAAGCAAGUGACCAAUUCCUGAGGCAGAAAAGUAAAGUUCAAUGGCUGAAACAAAGUGAUAAAAAUAAUAAGUACUUCCACAGUUACAUGAAGGCAAGAAGGAAUGCAAACAGGAUCCUAUCAAUCAAGGAUUCAAAGGGCAACAGGGUGACAAAUGUGGAAGAGAUUGCAGGUGUCUUUGUGGAAUUCUACUCAAAUUUACUAGGAACUAUUACAGAUAGAAGAGAACAUGUGUACAGUCCACUGGUAAGGGAAGGCAAGACAGUAACAGAAGAGCAAAGACUAUUUCUGACAGAAAAGUUCACAGAAAAAGAAGUCAAACAAGCUUUGUGGCAAAUAGAUGGUGAGAAAGCUCGUGGACCAGAUGGGUAUGGGAGCAAAUUCUUUAAAGACAGCUGGGAAAUAACAGGCAAAGCACUGAAGGAGGCAGCAUUGGAAUUUUUUGAAUCAGGGAAAAUGCUGAAAACUAUGAACAGAACAGUCAUCACAGUAAUACCUAAAAGCAAUCAUGCAGAGACAGUAGGAGAUUUCAGGCCUAUUGCAUGUUGUAACACAGUUUACAAGGUCAUAUCCAAAAUGCUAUGCUACAGACUGAAGAUUAUCCUACCACACAUAAUUUCAGCAAACCAAAGUGCUUUUGUAGAAGGGAGAACAAUCAUGCAGAACAUUUUAAUAUGUCAAGACUUGGUUAGACUGUACAAGAGGAAGGCAACAACAAAAAGCUGCUUGAUUAAAAUAGAUCUCAAGAAGGCUUAUGAUUCAAUAGAGUGGGAGUUUGUGGAAGAAAUGCUACAUGCACUAAACUUCCCUAUGAAGUUCAUUAGAUGGAUCAUGGAAUGUAUAUCAACACCACAAUAUACAGUAGCAAUCAAUGGAGGACAAUAUGGAAAUAUAAAAGGGAAGAGGGGACUAAGACAAGGAGAUCCAAUAUCUCCUAUGAUCUUUGUUAUUUGUAUGGAGAGAGAUCCAAUCAGUGAUGCUAUUACUAAGGGGACUACAAACAUUCUCCAACUCUUCUGGGCUAACUACAAUGCAAGGAAGUCAAACAUAUUUGAAGUGAACAUGACAUCUAAAGAAGUGGAGGACUUAAGUGAAAUAACAGGUUAUAGCAGGGGCAGACUACAAUUCAAAUACCUAGGUGUCCCAAUCUCAUCAAAGAAGAUUUCAAAAAUGGAUUGUCAGGUGCUAGUAGACAAGAUGGCUGCCAGAAUAAACAGCUGGGGUACCAGGAAUCUAUCCUAUGCAGGUCGAGUGCAAAUGAUAAAUGCAGUCUUGAUGCACAUUCAUACAUACUGGGCUUCAAUCUUCAUACUACCCAAAGCAGUACUAAAGAGUAUUACAGCAAUGUGCAGGAAUUAUUUGUGGGAUGGCAAAGUAGAAACAAAUAGAGUCCCCCUAGUAGCAUGGGACCUGGUGUGUAGACCAAAGCAAGAAGGAGGACUUGGCAUAAAGGAUUGUGUAACAUAG
Messenger RNA from Nicotiana attenuata, 2316 nucleotides. RefSeq lists its product as uncharacterized. Gene Ontology annotation, molecular function: catalytic activity. The record is from RefSeq and is a predicted model, not a curated record. Lineage: Eukaryota; Viridiplantae; Streptophyta; Magnoliopsida; Solanales; Solanaceae. The transcript has 3 exons. Bases 1 to 2316 code for a protein of 771 amino acids.